GCGAUGGUGAAUCUAAGCGGAAGGAAUCUGAGGAGAUAGAUCGGUUGAAGAAAGAACUGGACGACAUGAGGGUGUUCCGUGAAGCUCUUGAGAGGAAGAACGAAGAAGUCAGUCUGUUGAAACGGGACAAUCGUGUCCUUAAGAAGGACUUCCUGGAGCUCAAGGACGAUGUUGGUAGUUUAAGGAUGACGCAGAAGUGGAAAUCCGAAGGCGUAACUUCUAGUAGUCCUCCGCAUGAACCGGCUGCUACUAAACAGAAGCCGGAUCCGAAGACGACGGCCAUGUACACUCCAAAAGAUAUGGAGACGCUGCGGAAAACGUACAAGGCCGCUGUCGAAGGGAAGUACAUGGCUGAAUGGGAGGUUGUCGUGCUGAAGGAAAGGAUAUUGAGGGUGUGUGUUCAUUCGGCUCCCAAGACUACUGCGCGCAGGUCCGUUGGAAGACGGACGACUCCUCGAAGCCUAAAGACUACGUUUGUCGCGGUUGAAGUUGAGGAUGACUCAGCCAACGAGGAUGAUGCGGCCGAUGCUUUGGGAGAACCCGAUCCCGAUAGCACCAUGUUGGGACGUCUGCAUGAGAAGGAGAAGAAGAAGCUUCGUUCUCUGAAAAAAACGGACAUGGAGAAGAUCUGUACGGAAGAAGGAAUCUCGUACAUUAAGCUGGAGCAAGCAAAAUUGGAUAUUGCCAAAAUACGGGCCGGACGUGAAUUCCACCGCCAGCGUGGCAAAGGGCAGGCUGAGAAUGAACCUAAUCUCGGUGAUGACGAAGAGGAUCAGCCGCAGUAUGCCACAUCAGCUGAGGAGGUGCAAGACGAGUGAGGAGGCGCUCUGGGCGUAAGUCAACUCACUAACCUCG
Molecule: messenger RNA, 855 nt
Organism: Chara braunii
Lineage: Eukaryota; Viridiplantae; Streptophyta; Charophyceae; Charales; Characeae
Source: the annotation of a GenBank genome assembly